Molecule: messenger RNA, 4936 nt
Organism: Alexandromys fortis (reed vole)
Lineage: Eukaryota; Metazoa; Chordata; Mammalia; Rodentia; Cricetidae
Gene: Pfkfb3
Product: 6-phosphofructo-2-kinase/fructose-2,6-biphosphatase 3
Exons: 16
Coding region: 329-2014 (561 amino acids)
Biological process (GO): fructose 2,6-bisphosphate metabolic process; fructose metabolic process
Cellular component (GO): cytosol
Molecular function (GO): ATP binding; 6-phosphofructo-2-kinase activity; fructose-2,6-bisphosphate 2-phosphatase activity
Source: RefSeq, a predicted model, not a curated record
CUCUGCGGGAAGCGCACUCGUGCCGGUUGGCCGGGCGAGGCGGGGGUGGCGGCGGGCUGCGUUUCCCUGGCUGAGCUGCAGGGGCGCUGUGGUUCCGGAAACCUCCAGUGUGCCUGGCCUGGCCUGAGAUCAUGGAGCCAGCGCCUCCCAGAGGCUAAGACCCGGCGCCCCGACUGCACCUGGGGCUCGGCCGCCGUCGCCACCGCCCCUUUUCUUGGGCUCUCUCAGGUUCAUUCUCACUCUCCCCCCCUCCCUCGUAUCUCUCUGUACCUCCGUCUAUUCCCAUAUUCACCCUCACUGCGGCGAUUGCAGGCUCUUCGUUUCAGGGAUGGUCUAUGCGUUUGCUGACUACACGCUGGUGGUGUUUCACAGGUGCGCUCAUUUCCCCGGAGCACGGAAUUUGCUGGCGGUUUGUCUUCGUGACCCACCUGUUGCUGUCGCCUGUGGGCCGAAGUUGACCAACUCCCCAACGGUGAUUGUGAUGGUGGGCCUCCCAGCCCGGGGUAAGACUUACAUCUCCAAGAAGCUGACUCGCUACCUCAACUGGAUAGGUGUUCCCACGAAAGUGUUCAAUGUGGGAGAGUAUCGACGUGAGGCUGUGAAGCAGUUCAGCUCUUACAACUUCUUCCGACCUGACAACGAGGAAGCCAUGAGAGUCCGAAAACAGUGUGCCUUAGCUGCCCUGAGAGACGUCAAAAGUUACCUGACGAAGGAAGGAGGCCAGAUUGCAGUUUUUGAUGCUACGAACACUACUAGAGAGAGGAGACACAUGAUCCUUCAUUUUGCCAAAGAAAAUGACUUCAAGGUAUUUUUCAUUGAGUCCAUAUGUGACGACCCUACUGUUGUGGCCUCCAACAUCAUGGAAGUUAAAAUCUCCAGCCCGGAUUACAAAGACUGCAACUCGGCAGAAGCCAUGGACGACUUCAUGAAGAGAAUCAAUUGCUAUGAAGCCAGUUACCAGCCUCUUGACCCUGAUAAAUAUGACAGGGACUUGUCGCUCAUCAAAGUGAUUGACGUUGGCCGGAGGUUCUUGGUGAACAGGGUGCAGGACCACAUCCAGAGCCGGAUCGUGUACUACCUGAUGAACAUCCACGUGCAGCCCCGCACCAUCUACCUGUGUCGGCACGGAGAGAAUGAGCACAACCUGCAGGGCAAGAUCGGGGGCGACUCGGGCCUGUCCAGCAGGGGCAAGAAGUUCGCAAAUGCCCUGAGCAAGUUCGUGGAGGAACAGAACCUGAAGGACCUCCGCGUGUGGACAAGCCAGCUGAAAAGCACCAUCCAGACUGCAGAGGCCCUACGGCUUCCCUAUGAGCAGUGGAAGGCGCUCAACGAAAUUGACGCUGGUGUGUGUGAGGAACUAACCUACGAGGAGAUCAGAGACACCUAUCCUGAGGAGUACGCACUGCGUGAACAGGACAAAUACUACUACCGAUAUCCCACAGGCGAGUCCUACCAGGACCUGGUCCAGCGCCUGGAGCCUGUGAUCAUGGAAUUAGAGCGCCAAGAGAAUGUGUUGGUCAUCUGUCACCAGGCUGUCCUACGCUGCCUGCUAGCCUACUUCCUCGACAAGAGUGCAGAGGAGAUGCCGUAUCUGAAAUGCCCCCUUCACACUGUCCUGAAACUGACACCUGUGGCGUAUGGGUGCCGUGUGGAGUCCAUCUACUUGAAUGUGGAAUCAGUGAGCACACACCGGGAGAGGUCAGAGGCUGUCAAAAUACAACACUUUGCCAGUGUAGUCAGACCUUCCUCUUACACCGAACUUGACUUUCUGUCUGUGGAGUCCGAAAAACAGGAUGCAAAGAAGGGACCUAACCCGCUCAUGAGACGCAAUAGUGUCACCCCACUAGCCAGCCCUGAGCCCACCAAAAAGCCUCGCAUCAACAGCUUUGAGGAGCAUGUGGCUUCCACUUCUGCUGCCCUGCCCAGCUGCCUGCCCCCGGAAGUGCCCGCGCAGCUGCCUGGACAAAACAUGAAGAGCCCCCGGAGCAGCAUUGACUCUUCCCAGAAGCAUUGAAGCUGAAACAUGGGUUCCGUUCCAUUUCUACAGCCUGCCUUGUGCCCACUCAUCUACCUGAGGCCAAGCGAUCCCAAGGACUUCCGGACUGGGGGACAAUGGAGGUCUGUCUGCUGGGUGAAGAGUAGCAACACUGCCUGAGAUGUUGGGGUAGCAAAGACAACUAGGAAGUUGGACAGAUCCCAGCUUCCCCAUGGCAAAGCUGCAGCCCUCCCCACCCUCUGUUCUCCUGGGACUUCCAGGGUGUCUGAUCUCACAGACCCGACUGAAGCAUGGGGAGGACUAUAGUUCUAGAGGAGGUGAGGUCAGGCCUCUCAGUGGAUGUUCACCAUGCUGUUCUGGUUUGUUUCUUUGGAUGCUGGCCUGGCAUGUUGAUAGCCGAGAGACAAGACUGGCAGAGAAUCCUGAAGUUCAGAGUGAGUUAGACCCCAGAUGCUAGAGGCUCAGGGAUGGUCAAACACUCGCCUGGCUUUUAUGCAUCUUGGCCUGGGAAGAGACCUCAAAGAUAAGGGACUUGGACAAAUGCUGCACUGGAUGUGGCCGUUCUCCUGAGGCUCACUGGUCAGCUGGGCAGUGACGUGCCCUGGUUCUUCCACACGUCCACAUGCCUUCUAGGUCUCGACUUAAGGGACACACUGGUUGCAUCGGUGUGGAAGGAAGCAUUUUGCUGAAAAAAGAACCAGGACCCCCUCUUCCCUGGGGCUCUUAGGCUUUCUGUUCUCCAGCCUUGGCCUGGAGGCAUCUGAGCAAAUCCUGUGGCUGGCUGUUUGCUGUUUUGCACUUUCUUUCCUUUCUUCUCCCUCCCUCCCUCCCUCCCUCCCUCCCUCCCUCCCUCCCUCCCUCUCUCCCUUCUUCCCUCUCUCUUUUCCUCUCUCCUUCCUUCCCUUCCUCCCUUCUUCUCUCUCUUUCUUUCCCUUCCUUCCUCCUUCCCUCCCUUCAUUUUUCUUUUUCUUUUUGGACAGAAGUGUGACCGGAAAGUCCCACUUCACUUCAGGAACCGAGAUGGCAGGGUGUUGGCCCUUGGAGGCUUGGAGCAGCUGAAUGGGAGGGAUCGGAGUGUCUGUGAGAUGGGAAAGCUCAGAGUCUUCAGCUUUGCUCAUGGUUUCCAAGAGGAAUGGUGGCCUAAGUAAGGCUUGUUCCAAGCCACUUGUUCCUAGAGCUGUCUCCGUGUUUUGGUCUAGUGUCUGUUGUAUGCCUGAUACAACCCUGCGAGGCAUCUCAAGGAGUUCCCAAGAAUAGAAAAUUGUCCUUGUCGUCUUCCUGAUGUCUGUGACGUUUUUUGCGUGGGUUGAAAGCAGUGCUGAUGUAACUACCUAUUGUUUCUGUCUGCCUGUUUGGAAACUCAGUGGGUUUUGCCCAAAUGAGCCUUUUAUAAGGAUGCCCCACAGCUGGUGCUGAAGGUCACUUUCCUUCCCACCUUCUGCCUGUGAGUCUUGGGAGCCUAUCCUCCUCAGGUACAGGUCCUGAGGUGACACAAAGACGUGCUUUGGAUGCUCCAAAGCCAUUUCGUGCUUCUCACAGCUAACCACUCAAGUUCUCAGUGCAGCCCACUACCCUUUAAAUCUGUGGUCACCAGAGAGGACUAUGUACAUAAGACGUGAACUGUUUCCUCUCAGUGACUUGGGUCUUGACAAGGAUAUCUGUAGUGCAGAUUUGUGCACAGGCAGGUAAUACUUUGGCCUGGGGUCCUGCAGCGUUGCAUUUGGCAGGUGGACAGGAUCUUAGCUGUGUAACCCAAACUAGCCUCAAGCUUCUAGCAGUCCUCCUGUCUCAGGCUCCCAAAUCCAGUAUUGGAGUCAUAAGCAUGAAUCACCAUGUCUGGUAGUGCGACUUUGCACUUGGAGGUAAUUCCUUAGGUGUCCCCUUCUGAGCACAUCUCUCUAGUUACAGAACUAACUCUUACAACAUAGAGACUCUCGAGGCUGGGACAGGUAGGGGUGGUCACCCAUGACUAACGUAAGUCAGUACAUCAAGCGAAAGCUUUGCCCGGUGUAUUUUCACUUUCUGUGAAGGGGUGGAUAAGAUUGGGCUCAGGAGAUCUUGAAGGGGGUGGAACACAGUUUGAUUUAAAACGCAGUGACUGGAUGGACGGGGUGGCGUCACUCACCGAACUUCCACACUUCCACCCAAAGCAACAAAAUAAAAUGGGGACCAAUGUUUUUUAACUUUGCGCAUUUGUUUUGGGGAUAAAUUUCUCCCGUUCCCUUCAACCAUGGGCAAUACCCUUCAUUUAUGAGAAGAAAAACUGUUGGAACCACGCCAAUGAUAUUUUCAUUUGUAAUACUUGAAAUUUAUUUUUUUAUUAUUUUGAUAGCAGAUGUGCUAUUUAUUUAUUUAAUAUGUAUAAGGGAGCCUAAAAAUAGAAAGCUGCAUAGAUUGGGUUUAAUUGUUCAUUGGUUUGGGGCCUUUCAGUGUGUGAUCAGUGACUUCUUCAUGUUCUGUGUGUAUUUGUCUCUCCAUGACCUGGGAAGAAGCUAUGCAAGCUUUUAAGCAGGAUACGCCUUUCAGAAAAAUUUGUAUAUUUUGCAGUUGCUAGAAUAAUAAAAACCGGGUUGAGAUAUGCCAACAAAACUCACUUCUGGGCCUUUUGCAGGCACAAGUGUCAGUUUUCCUUCUAAGCAGCGUGUGUGUGUGUGUGUGUGUGUGUGUGUGUGUGCACACAUAUGCACGCAUGUAAAGGUCAAAGGAAAGCUUGACAGAAGUCGGUCUCUUCCAGCCUCCAGAGACUGAACCCGGGUGGUCGGCUUGUCAGUGCCUUUACUUGAUGAGUCGGCCAUCCUGGCCGGCCACAAAGUGUCUUCAUGGCCAUUGUACCUGCCAGCUCCUUGCAGAACCACUGAUUAUUUUCCUUUAAACAGGACACAACAGAUUGUCAAGUUUGUACAUUUGGGAAAUAAAUAAAAUGUGUUAAUUUUAAAUUAA